Messenger RNA from Notechis scutatus (mainland tiger snake), 1219 nucleotides. NCBI's taxonomy places the organism in Eukaryota, Metazoa, Chordata, Lepidosauria, Squamata, Elapidae. The record is from RefSeq and is a predicted model, not a curated record.
ACAGUUUACUUAUUAAACUUCAGUUCACUAUCUGCCUUAGUCAUCUGUGUUUAAGAGUACACAAGCCAUGAAUAUAGCUUUGGGCUGAAUUGGCACCUCAAAAUUCAGGAUUGGUGUGGUUUCUUCUUGUUCUUUUGAGCACAGGUGAUAAUGGCCACAAACCGAGCAGACACCCUUGAUCCUGCUUUGCUCCGACCAGGCCGUCUAGAUCGUAAAAUCGAGUUUCCUCUGCCAGAUAGACGCCAAAAGCGUUUAAUCUUCUCUACUAUCACCAGCAAGAUGAAUCUAUCUGAGGAGGUGGAUCUGGAAGAUUAUGUGGCACGACCUGAUAAGAUCUCGGGAGCUGACAUCAACUCCAUUUGCCAGGAGGCUGGGAUGCUGGCUGUACGGGAGAACCGUUACAUUGUCCUCGCCAAGGACUUUGAAAAAGCCUACAAAACAGUCAUCAAGAAAGACGAACAGGAACAUGAGUUCUACAAAUAAAGAUGGGAAGAGCAGGAGCAAGGCUUGGUUUGGUUGUCUCAGUCCUUGGGGUGGAAGGAGAGGGGCUGUGUUUUUUUUGUGUUUCUGAUAGGCAACAUUUAUCCUGUGAUACUUUUUUUAAAAGAAAAGCUAUCCAGAAAUGCCACUGUUCCCUUCAUCGAUGGAAAUAAGAGACGAGUGUGUGUUUUUUCUCAUCCCCUCCGUUCCCAUUAUGUUCUUGAUCUGCCUAUAUUGUUUUUAUUCUCAGGCUCUAUAGGGAAUAAGAUUUGAAUUGGAUUAACAUUUGCUCCUUUGGGGGAAGGGGAGCGUGGGUGGGAAUAGACCUGCCAGUUAUUAUUCCACCACAGUUCCAUCAUAUCUGAAAUUCGGUCACAAGGUUGGGGCUUGUCAAUAGUCGAAAGCAAUGGUUGGCUUGUAAAGUGCGUGGGUUCAUAUUGCAUGCUUGGUUCACAUGUUAAAACAGUAAAUCAAAAUCAGUCAAACCUUUUUCUAGCAUUGUGUAAUCCCACCUGAAGUUUUCACAGCUUUCCUAAGUUGGACUCUACGUUACACUAAGCUAAGUUUGAUUAAACAUGAUUUGAAGAAAUCUCAGCUUAGACUCGUAUCCCCACCAAGCCACAUUAUGAGUUAAAAAUACAUUGUAUGACCCUGAUUAUCAAAGCGUCGUUUGAUUUGUUAGCAAAUACAGUACAUAAAAUUUAUUCUUAUGGUCCAGAAAAUAAAAGUCUUUUUGUGA